Grammomys surdaster is the source of this 2229-nucleotide messenger RNA. RefSeq names its product zinc finger protein 683 (gene Znf683). Gene Ontology annotation, cellular component: cytoplasm; nucleus. The transcript is spliced from 6 exons. NCBI's taxonomy places the organism in Eukaryota, Metazoa, Chordata, Mammalia, Rodentia, Muridae. Gene Ontology annotation, molecular function: histone deacetylase binding; RNA polymerase II cis-regulatory region sequence-specific DNA binding; DNA-binding transcription factor activity. The record is from RefSeq and is a predicted model, not a curated record. Gene Ontology annotation, biological process: cell fate commitment; regulation of transcription by RNA polymerase II. Bases 130 to 1518 code for a protein of 462 amino acids.
AUGAAGAUGCCAGAGCAGCAGGGAGCCAACUGGGAUCCAGCUGAACACUGAGGAAUCUUCUUGUCAGGCUAGCCAGGUAGUGGGAGCUUGAAGGGAAAACCAGCUGCCAGGUUGGGUGGUUGCUACAAGAUGAAAGCCCUGGAUGGUUUAGGAGACUCCCUGUCCCCAAGCCUGGACUUCCAGCUCUAUCAAGAUGACCAGGUCUGCUCAGCUGACUUGUCUCAGCCACUUCCAGACACAAUGGAUGUUCACGAUUUACCCUGGAGCGAGACGAUGUGCCCCUUACCAUUGGCAUCAGUUAAGUCUCCCUUGCUGGCCUGCCCAGAAGGCCUGGACCUAUGCCUGUGUGCCCUGCAGAAGACACCUCUAGGCAGAGCCCCACAGGAUCUCAGAGAGAACACCUCAAACAUUAGACACCGGUCACCAAGCCUGUACAAACCCUCUACUGACAGCGAGAAACUCACAAUCAAAGACUCACCAAACAGAGAGGACAUGGGAAACCAUCCAGAAAGAGGCACCUACCCACCCCUCCCUUUUCAUACCAGCUCCUUCCCAGAUGCUGGGCUGGACAGAAAGAUCCUUAGUCCCUUGACCUCCUGGCCCUGGCUUCCUCCCACUCUGCUCUCCAGGGAAUCCCCUAUCCACAUCUUUCCCACCUUCCCUGGGUACUCACUUCUGCCUCUCCCUUACCUAUUCACUUAUGGGGCCCUACCUUCCGCCCAGUGUCCGCACCUCUUCAUGCUGCCUCCAGACUCUGCAUACUCCUCCAUGGCUGCAUCUGGUUUGCUUAUGACAGCCAAUGGGUCCGGACCCGGUAUCCCCCCAGAGAGGACCCUGCUUCUCUACCCCGGAGCUUUCCAGAGUGCCAGACACACCCAACACUCCCAGGUUGGGAGUCGGAGCUGUAGAGAUGCCUUGACCCCAGGAGAAGCUGGUGUGGCAGCUCUGGCAAGGCGGGCUGUGCCAGGCUCCCGGGCAGGUGUCAUAGCCCUGCCCUACCCUCUGAAGAAAGAGAAUGGUAAAAUCUUAUACGAGUGUAACGUGUGUGGCAAGAACUUUGGGCAGCUCUCCAACCUCAAGGUUCACCUGCGUAUACACAGUGGGGAGCGGCCAUUCCAGUGUGCCCUGUGUCAGAAGCGCUUCACCCAGCUGGCCCACCUGCAAAAGCACCACCUGGUGCACACUGGGGAGCGGCCCCACCAGUGCCAGGUGUGCCACAGGCGAUUCAGCAGCUCCAGUAACCUCAAGACCCACCUUCGCCUGCACGCUGGUGCCAGGCCCUUCCAGUGCAGCCUCUGUCCAAGUCACCUCACCCGGAAUGUCAACCCAAGGCUGCGCCCCAGACUGCAGGCACCUCAGCUUCGUGGCCUGGCCCAUACCCACCAGCCUCUCUCCUCUCUCACCUGCCUUGCCCAGUGGCACCAAGGAGCACUAGACCUUGUGGACGAGAAGAAGAUGGGCUGGAAUGGGGACAAGGUGUCCUUGGAAUCCAAGGGAAAGCAGGGGCAGCCAGCAUGAGCAACGGUGCCUGGGAUUUCUCUCUGGGAGCAGAGUGUUGGCAGUUAAAAGAUGGUCUCAGUGCUGAGUCAAGGCCUCCUGAGUGUCUCCAGUGGAAGGGAAUGUCCCUGCCAGAUCCCACUUGUCACCUGGAAGUGGCAAGGCACACAGCCCGUGUAGGGGUGGGUCUAUGCAGCCAUCUGCCUCAGGCUGGGUGUGGGUUCCAUUCUCUUUCUAUGACCUAUCUGGAACUGAGCGCUUUAUCUCAACUCACCAGUGGACAGCGCUACCUUUCAGGACUGGAUGAAGGCAGAGUGUGCUCAGCGGGAGGAGGGGCACUGGAGUCAGGAGGACUCAGCCUCAGCCAUGGGGUUAUUAUCAGCCACUUUAGUUACCUGGUCUGAUGGACUGAGCAUCUUGAGGUAACUGGAGAAUGAAGCAAUGAAGAUUUGUGUGUUGGCCAAUCACAGGACGUGUUUUGUUCCUUCCGGAGCACCUUUCCCAACACCUCCGAUUGUCCUGUGGGUUCCUGCCUACCACUUUCUAAUUGCAGUUCCUUCUUAGUCAAAGUAGAGGUCAGCUGGUAUUACCUCCUAGGAUCGGGUGGGAUGCAAUUCUCUCCGGGAUGGAGGUGAAAAAAAGAGCUAUCCCCUGUCUGGGCUGGAGAGAUGGCUCGGCGGUUAAGAGCACUGACUGCUCUUGCAGAGGUCCUGAGUUCAAUUCCCUGCAACC